GGGAAACUCAAGAUGACGUCCCCUCCAGCUUCGCCGUCCACUUUCACUUUCCCUCUCCGCGCUGGGCGGGCAGAAGCAGCGGCGCCUGAGUGGCGAUUUCCUUCCGGGGUCCCGCUCGCUUCUGUUGCUCCAAAUUCUCCAGCACGGCGGCAGGCGGAGGACAGAGGUACAUUUGACUGAGGGGCACAAUGUCACACACUCCCCGCUGCAAACUAGUUGACUAUUUGGAAGAGCUGAAUGAAGAGGAAUUUGAGAAAUUUAAGAUGCACCUGGAGGACUACCCAGUAGAGAAGGGCUACAAGCCUAUUUGCCGCUCCAAGACUGAGAAAGCUUCCCACAUUGAAAUAGCCCGAUACAUGAUUGAGGCAUUUGAUGAUAUCAAGGCCGUGAAGAUGACCGUCAGCAUUCUAGACAGAAUAAAUAAAAAGGAUCUGGCAGCAAGAAUCCGAAAGGAGAUGCCGGAAUAUUUCCUUCCAAAACCAUCCACCAUGACCAAGAAAGAAAAAAAGGAACGAGAAAAGAAAAUACUGUCGAAUCUACAUGACAAGUUUUUUGGGAUCCCAAAGAAAGAAAAUACCAUUCUAAUCUCUUUAUCUACAACUUUAGUUGAAGUGAUCUUGGAUCCCAAGACAGCUUAUCCCGCCCUCAUCCUUUCAGAAGAUCGGAAAAGAGUACAUAUGGGGGACCAAACCCAGAUCCUUGUUGACAACCCUGAGCGUUUCUGUUUUUUACCAGGUGUUUUGGGAGCAGAAGGCAUUGAGUCUGGGACUCUAGAAUGGGUGGUGGAAGUGGGCAAGGCCAAAGAGUGGGCUAUUGGGGUUGCCCGGGAAUCAGUGGAAAGAAAAAAUUCAGAAGAUAUCACCAUUACUCAAGGAUUCUGGGUAUUGCAGCUAGCACAAGGAGAAUACCAAGCAUCUACAAGCCCUCCAAUCAAACUUACACUUUGGAAAUCACCACAAAGUGUCUUGAUUAUCCUGGAGCAUGAUUUUGAUAGGCUCAUCUUUUAUAAUGCUGACUCAAUGGAACAUAUCUUUACUUUUAAUUAUCCAUUUUCUGAGAAACUGUUCCCUUUUCUCCUAGUGAGGGACAAAGAGAUUCCCUUGAAAAUUUCUCCAAGAACUUCAGUGUGACAA
This is a messenger RNA of Thamnophis elegans (Western terrestrial garter snake), 1133 nucleotides long. RefSeq names its product erythroid membrane-associated protein-like. NCBI's taxonomy places the organism in Eukaryota, Metazoa, Chordata, Lepidosauria, Squamata, Natricidae. Bases 189 to 1130 code for a protein of 313 amino acids. The record is from RefSeq and is a predicted model, not a curated record. The transcript is spliced from 4 exons. Gene Ontology annotation, molecular function: protein binding.